Orbicella faveolata is the source of this 924-nucleotide messenger RNA. RefSeq lists its product as uncharacterized. The record is from RefSeq and is a predicted model, not a curated record. Lineage: Eukaryota; Metazoa; Cnidaria; Anthozoa; Scleractinia; Merulinidae.
UUCAGUUGGUAGAGCACUGCACCGGUAUCGCAGAGGUCAUGGAUUCGAAUCCCUUUCAAUCCUGAAUUUCUUUCAGGCUUUAAUUUCACGACUGCUUCAGUUGUGUAUAUAACUGCGAUGAUCAAUCAUAUCCUCAUACAAUUUAUAUCACAGGAGUAUUCAACGAAUCAUACAUGAAAGCCAUCUUAAAACCAGAGUUUUUGUCCAACUUGGAAAACAAGACAGACCAGUUGGAUGAAUGGGAAAGAAAUCAUGAAGGGAAGACGGUUUUUCAGUCACUCCACGAAAGCGUCCUAGAAAAUGUUGGACGACCAAUUUACGCAUUUUUAAGGUAUCUAGAGGAUGACCACAUACAGCACUGUGUGCCGAGCAACGUGUCCAGCGGUUUAUCCUUCCUGCCCGUCUCCUUCGUGUACGUCAACGGAAGUGCAAAUGUCACUCAGAAAACCACCAAAAUGCUUCCGACAGGGGAACCGCUGAACGGAGCGAAGGCUUAUAUCGACAUUCUUUCGUAUUUUACCACCACAAACAAUACCCCGGAUGAAGUGCACGAGCUUGGUUAUACGAUGCUUUAUAAAUUGUUCCCCGAGGUAAGGUUUAUUUUCAUAGUAAUGGUAGCUAUGAUAGUGAGUUCCUCUAAAUCAAGCUAAGAUAAAAAUACCAUCUCGCGAGUCACGGAAACCACAAACCCAUCAAAACGCAAAGCGUAACAUACAGCAUGUGCCAUAGGCGCGGGAAAAAAUGUAACAGGACACCAUUGGAAAAAGUAGCUCCUGCAAAGCGCUGGAAAUGUGGGUAGCUCGCAACAUGAUUGCAAAUGAAGCACGUGUUAGGCGCGAGAAAAUGUGCAAGAGCUGAGCCAAAUUAGUAAUGAAACCCGUGCAAAGUGCGGGAAAACAUGUAAGGCGAGACACGGUUUGCAAA